AUGAUUGAUACCUUUGAACUUAUGAACCAAAUGAUCAGUCAAAUGCAACAGAAAAUUUUUGUCUUAGAACAACAAAUAAAAGAAAAAGAAAAGAAUGACCAAAUAAUAAAGAAUGAGUUAAAUCAUUUUAAACUUCUUUUACAAGAAAAUAUACAAUACAAAAGUAAAGAACAUGAAAAUACCCAAUCUAAUUUGAUGACACCUAAAGAAUCUUUGAAUCAAACUCUAAUAACGUCUGCUUUAACUAAUUCUCAAAUACCUACUAAAGAAGAUAUUAUAAAAGAAGAAGGCUCUGAUACAACAACUAAUCUCUCACAAUCUCCUCUUCUAACUAAUGUUAAGAAUAAAUGCUUUAUUUGUGGUGAAGUAAUAGACUCUGAACAAUUUUCUUCUCACUUUCUACAUCAUCAACAAUCAAUACCUCCUCAACCAGUCACAUGUUUUGCAAAGCCAUUAAUUCCAAUUUCUUCAAUUAACCCAAACAUUAAACCUUCUCAUCAAAACGCUUCGAGUUCAUCUGGUCAAUUAACCCCUAUUGUUUUAUCUCCUCAAACUUCUUCAAAAUUUCCUUGUCCUUUAUGUGGUGUUAAUUUAACGACUAAUGACCUUUUAAUAAAACAUAUUGAAGCUGCACAUUACAAACUUUUAAAAUAA
This is a messenger RNA of Entamoeba nuttalli P19, 654 nucleotides long. RefSeq names its product zinc finger, c2h2 type domain containing protein. The record is from RefSeq and is a predicted model, not a curated record. The coding region runs from base 1 to 654 and encodes 217 amino acids. The transcript has a single exon. Lineage: Eukaryota; Evosea; Mastigamoebida; Endamoebidae.